Messenger RNA from Styela clava, 2833 nucleotides. RefSeq lists its product as uncharacterized. The record is from RefSeq and is a predicted model, not a curated record. Gene Ontology annotation, biological process: regulation of transcription by RNA polymerase II. Gene Ontology annotation, cellular component: nucleus. Gene Ontology annotation, molecular function: DNA-binding transcription factor activity, RNA polymerase II-specific; DNA binding. Lineage: Eukaryota; Metazoa; Chordata; Ascidiacea; Stolidobranchia; Styelidae.
UUUCCUAUUAUUUUCUACAUUCAGAUGUUAUUAAUGUGCAUAGGCUUAUGUUUUUUUCAUGAUGUGAUACCUGAUUGAUCAUUUGGAGUAAUAAAUUGAGUAAAGUGGAAUCUACUGUAUGAACUGCAUGAUGAUAAAUGAUCUGGGAAAUCAAAAUACUGUGGAUGUUACAACUGGUUCAGGCAGUCCUUUUGUGAUCAAAGUGAAGAAAAAUGCCAAUGAAUGGCGUAUUGAAUCUGAUGUAGAAGAUUCUCAGCCACACAAAACAGAUGGUGCUGCUGCUGUCAUAAAGCAGGAAGUUGAAGAUAUUGAUUUUACCUUACUGCCACCUACGAAAGUGGAAUGUACAGCUGAGACACCUACUGCAGAUGCAAUUUAUCCUAAAAUAUCACAGAAAAGUCAAAUUGGUGAGGGAAUAAAUGAUACAGAGGAUGCUAAAACAGGCACAGAUACCGGGCAAAGUAUAUCAAAACAAGCACACCAAAAUAGGCCUACAACAAUUUCUAGACGAUACGACUGUAACUUAUGUCGUUACAAUACAACACAUUUGCUGGGAUUUUUGAACCAUGUUAUGAAAUAUCACUACGCUUCAAAAACUACCAAAACUGGUGCGAAGAGAUGCCAUUCUUCAGAGACAGAACAACCUGAUAAUUCCUUCCUUAAAGCUGAGCAAAAUGAUCUAUCCGCAGAUCUUUUCAAUCCACCCAGCCAGAAGCUGAGAAAAAAUGUUUUGCUGCCAUCAGCAUUCGAUGCCCCAGAAAAUACCACUGCAAUAAAUAACAUGGAUUUAUCAGUAGGUGUUCAAACAUCUUCUGAUCAAACUGAAAACAAUUAUGCUGAAAUGCCUGUUAUGCUGGAAUAUCAUUCAAAACAUGUACCUGCCACCAACAAUUCUGCACAAGAACUAGUUGCACCUAUAUCCCAAAUUACUGCAGCAACAAAUAACAUUGAUUCCCAAAAUCCUGCAAGUGGAAAUACUGAGGAAGAACAGGAUUCACAAAUCUCUAACGUUGAUCCAUUUGCACCGCUACCUGCUUCUCCAAAACUGAACACUGUUGUCAAUCAAACAUUUGAUGAUUCCGUACUCAAUGAAAGUAAUUCUAAUAAUAAGACUUCAAGUUUGAGUAUCUGUAGCAGCGCCAGUGCUAGUUCCAAAAUGAACAAAGAUUCUCGUGGUGCUAAACUCAACAGUAUUGUGAACAAUUUGAAGGAAUUUGUUUCAAACACUUUUCCACCAUUUAUUGGCCAGCCUCAUGAAAGUGUGUCUGAUAAGGCUGUUCCUGUAUGUUCCAACUGCGGUAUCCAGACCAAUGCAAGAUUAGGCCUCAAUCGGUGCCAUUUUUGUGUGCAAAAGUAUCCACAAAUUGGUGCGAAAAGAAGUAAUAUGGCCGCUGGUCAAAUAUUUCAACAUCCGAACAAUGGCAAAGAUAGCAUGAGUAAUGGUGAACAUGCUGCUUUCAACCAUUCUGUCCCACUGACGUACACAAGGGAUAAAGCCAUAUUUCCUCCCAAUAAUCAAACUAUGACGAAUACCAUACCAUCAAAUCUAGGCCAGGGCAUUGGUUUUUCUCAAAAUAACCAUUUUGAAGACUUACAAAGUCUGAUGCAAUCUGGUCGAGUCACCAUGCCAGACCCAGUAGUUCUGCAAUCAAUAAACUGCUCACAAGGUAGGUGGAAUUAUAUUCAGGAAAUUUUACAUGAAGCUUUCAGCGUAUUUCCAUACCUCACACACCAAGAAACCCAGACACUUACCAGGUUAACUGGUUUGCUUCCAAAACAGAUCAAGACAUUGUUUGCUGUGGCUAGAUUGCAACACGGUAUAAGUUGGGAACAACAUGAAAUAGAAAGUGCUAGAAGAUCGCUUUCGAACAUAAGUCGAGAUCGUUUCCAAACAUCAUCACGUGUACAGUCCAAUAUGCAAUCCCCACCUCCUGCGCUGAAGCAAGCUUUUCAACAUUUCACAAAAGAGCAACAUGAUAUUUUAAGAUGGUCUUUCACAAGCAUUCCAUUAAAUGUGAACGAAUUAAAUCGUUUACAUGAAGUCACUACGUUAGACAAAGCUACCAUACUCCAUUAUUUCAAACAAUUGAAUUCUCACAUGUCACCAACAGAAUCUGAAGUACAGCCCAUUAAUAAUAAACAAGAUGCAUCAUUCUCAUGAUGCAUUGAUUUCAAUAUUUGUUGAGAAAGAAAAAGCAACAAAUAGGCUAUUUCACUUUGAUCGGCUCCACCAUGUGUUUAAUAGUGGUACUGGUUAAGUCCGUGGUUCUCAAACUUUUUUAACUGCAUCCCCUUUUUAGAUAUUGCCAAGUCUCGUGCCCCACCUCAAAACUAACUAGCUAACAAUAAUGUACAAAUAACAGAUAGUAAGGCAAGGCGAAAGUAUGUUUUAUUGAAAAUACGUGGACUGAACAUAAAUAUACAAAUAAAAGAUAUAUAUAUAUAUCAUAAAUAAGGUGGGCAAGAUCAUUCUAACAAAUAUUUCUAUUUUAAAUAGCUUCACACUGCCGCAAAAAAUUGUCCAUGUUCCCCUUGUGUUGGGCACGCCCCACCGUUUGAGAACCACUGGGUUAAGUGGUAACAUAUGAUGUUCGAUAGUUUAUAUUCUAAUGUUUGCCCAAAUUCUCUUUCUGCUAUGGUUUAACAUAACGGUAAGAACAUAUUAUUAAUGUUAUACUCAUCAACAGUGGGAAAAUGCUGGUCUAUUUUUUGAACAUAAAUUUUGCAAUAUUUUGUGUACAAAUUAAGAAUUUCAAUCAUUUGUUGGAAGAUGACACCCAUUUCAUGAUGAGAUCAUGUUUUUUAUAUUUCUAAUAUACUUUUUAUUAAAAGA